This is a messenger RNA of Pisolithus orientalis, 678 nucleotides long. Its product is annotated as phosphotyrosine protein. The transcript is spliced from 7 exons. Bases 1 to 678 code for a protein of 225 amino acids. The record is from RefSeq and is a predicted model, not a curated record. Gene Ontology annotation, biological process: negative regulation of protein binding; negative regulation of SCF-dependent proteasomal ubiquitin-dependent catabolic process; regulation of ERK1 and ERK2 cascade. Gene Ontology annotation, molecular function: protein tyrosine/serine/threonine phosphatase activity; F-box domain binding. Gene Ontology annotation, cellular component: nucleoplasm; cytoplasm. NCBI's taxonomy places the organism in Eukaryota, Fungi, Basidiomycota, Agaricomycetes, Boletales, Pisolithaceae.
AUGCUCAACCUGUCGGACGAAUAUAUUAGAAAUCUCGUUCAAGGUCCCGGAGACGUGGAGUGGAGAUACGAGAUGAGGAGGGAGUGUCAAGAGAUUCUUCCUGGUCUUUUACUUGGCCCAUUCCAAGCUUCGAAGUCGUUGGGCACGCUUCAAAACCUUGGUGUCACUCACAUAGUCUGCAUACGUGACCAGAAAGAAGCGUUUUCUGUAAAGCCUCGCUUUCCGGACCACUUUCACUACUUAGUGCUUGAUGUAGAGGAUAACGAGGAGCAGAACGUCAUUCGACUGUUCCCAGAAGCGGACCAGUUUAUUCAGCAAGCUAUAUCCCAAGGAGGCAAAGUCUUAGUGCACUGUAAUGGUGGUAUAUCCCUGUCGCCUGCGUUCGUCGUCAUGUUCGUCAUGCGGCACUGUCAGCUGUCCUGGGAGGACGCGUUGCAUUUAGUCCAGAACCGGCGGUAUUGCAUCUCUCCCAAUGGAGGGUUCUUAACUCAGAUCAAGGAAUACGAGUCAAUUUACAGGGCCAAAGCAGCGGUCGCUCGCUUCCCAUUGAAUCCAACCCAGAGAAGCGUCUCGCGGAGAAAGAGGGGAAAUGACGAAGAUGAUGACGACCUUAGGAUCGACGGCCGCAAACGCGUUUUCGUGGACGAUGACGACGCGCUUAUGGCGACGGAUUCGUAG